AUGGCCAAGCAAGCUUUAGCAAGCGAGAGAAAGAAACAGAUCACUAUUCGUGGUUUAGGUGGUUUGGUCGGCAUGGAAAAUGUCUCGGGAUUAAAGUUAGGAUUUAAUCGGCACCUGCACUUCACCCUGGUGAAAGACCGUAAUGUGGCUACCAUGAGAGAUUACUACUUCGCGCUAGCGCACAUCGUGCGUGACCAUCUGGUGGGCCGCUGGAUACGCACCCAGCAGUACUAUUACGAUAAGGACCCCAAGCGGAUUUAUUAUCUAUCUCUGGAGUUCUACAUGGGCCGCACCCUGCAAAAUACGAUGAUUAAUCUGGGUAUAGAAAGUUCUUGUGAUGAAGCAAUGUACCAGCUGGGCUUAGAUAUUGAAGAACUGGAAGAAAUUGAAGAUGAUGCUGGGCUUGGAAAUGGAGGUUUAGGAAGGCUUGCAGCCUGUUUCCUUGAUUCCAUGGCAACACUGGGCCUGGCUGCUUAUGGGUAUGGUAUACGAUAUGAGUAUGGGAUUUUCAAUCAGAAGAUCAAAGAUGGGUGGCAGGUGGAGGAAGCUGAUGAUUGGCUACGACAUGGUAACCCUUGGGAAAAGGCUCGCCCAGAAUAUGUAUUGCCAGUUUACUUCUAUGGCCAUGUACAGCAUACUAAAGAUGGUGUCAAAUGGAUUGAUGCAGAGGUAGUUCUUGCCAUACCAUAUGAUACUCCAGUGCCAGGAUAUCUGAAUAACACUGUGAAUACUAUGAGGCUGUGGUCUGCCAAAGCACCGAAUGACUUCCACUUGCAUCACUUUAAUGUUGGAGACUAUAUCCAGGCUGUGUUGGACAGAAAUGUGGCUGAAAAUAUUAGCAGAGUUCUCUACCCUAAUGAUAAUUUUUUUGAAGGCAAAGAAUUGAGACUAAAGCAGGAAUACUUUGUUGUUGCUGCCUCACUUCAAGACAUUAUCCGUCGCUUCAAGUCUUCUAAAUUUGGUUGCAAAGAUAUUAGGAGUUGUUUUGAUUCCUUUUCUGACAAGGUGGCGAUUCAACUAAAUGAUACUCAUCCUGCUUUAGCAAUUCCUGAGUUAAUGAGGAUUUUAGUGGACAUCGAGAAAAUUGAUUGGGAUCAGGCUUGGAAGAUCACUAAGAAUACAUUUGCAUACACCAAUCACACAAUUUUACCUGAAGCCCUUGAGCGCUGGCCUGUGGGUCUCUUUGAGAAACUCCUACCCAGGCAUCUGGAGAUUAUCUAUGAGAUUAACCAGAGGCAUCUAAAUUCAAUUGCAACUUUUUAUCCUGAAGAUAACCAACGUUUAAGACGAAUGUCACUAAUAGAAGAGGAUGGAGAAAAGAAGAUAAAUAUGGCACACCUUUGCAUUGUCGGUUCUCAUGCAGUGAAUGGCGUCGCCAAGAUUCAUUCCAAGAUCAUCAAAGACCAAGUAUUUAAAGACUUCAGUGAUAUUGAGCCAGCAAAAUUUCAGAAUAAGACUAAUGGAAUCACGCCAAGACGAUGGCUUUUGCUUUGCAAUCCGGGACUGGCUUCCCUUAUAGCUGAGAAAAUAGGAGGGGACUAUAUUAAAGAUCUGAGCCAGUUGCAGAAGCUGCAUGCCUACGUGAAUAAUGAUCAGUUUAUUCGUGAUGUUGCCUCAGUAAAACAGGAGAAUAAAGUGAAGCUUGCUUCUCUACUAGAAAAGAACUAUGGAAUUCAGAUCAACAUAUCAUCCAUGUUUGAUGUGCAUGUGAAGCGAAUCCAUGAAUACAAAAGGCAGUUGAUGAACUGCCUUUAUGUUAUUGUUAUGUAUAACCGAAUCAGAAAAGAACCGAGCAAGAGUUUUGUUCCAAGAACUGUUAUGAUAGGCGGCAAGGCUGCUCCUGGUUAUUAUAUGGCUAAAUUGAUCAUUAAACUCAUAACAUCUGUGGCACAAAAAGUGAACAAUGACCCUAUAAUUGGUAACAAGUUAAAGGUUAUUUUCCUGGAAAACUACAGAGUCUCACUGGCUGAAAAAGUUAUUCCAGCAACAGAUCUGUCACAGCAAAUCUCCACAGCUGGCACAGAGGCUUCUGGCACAGGAAAUAUGAAGUUCAUGCUGAAUGGUGCCCUGACUAUUGGUACUAUGGAUGGAGCAAAUGUGGAAAUGGUAGAGGAAGCUGGUGAAAACAAUAUGUUCAUUUUUGGCAUGAACGUUCAAGAUGUUAUGGAUCUGGACAAGAAAGGAUACAAUGCUUCCCAAUAUUAUGAAAGAAUUCCAGAACUGAAAGAGGUGAUCGAUCAGAUUGCAAGUGGAUAUUUUUCUCCAAAUCAACCUGAACUUUUCAGAGAUAUUCUGAAUAUGCUUUUUCACCAUGAUAGGUUCAAGGUGUUUGCUGAUUUUCAAUCUUAUAUCAGUAUUCAAGAGAAAGUCAACCAGUUAUAUCAGGACCCAAUAGAAUGGACCAAAAUAGUAAUUAAAAACAUUGCUUCUUCUGGGAAGUUCUCCAGCGAUCGAGCCAUUAUGGAGUAUGCCCGUGAUAUCUGGGGUGUUGAACCCAAAUUCUUGAAGAUUUAA
This is a messenger RNA of Stegostoma tigrinum, 2514 nucleotides long. RefSeq names its product phosphorylase, glycogen, liver (gene pygl). Lineage: Eukaryota; Metazoa; Chordata; Chondrichthyes; Orectolobiformes; Stegostomatidae. Gene Ontology annotation, cellular component: cytoplasm. The record is from RefSeq and is a predicted model, not a curated record. Gene Ontology annotation, biological process: glycogen catabolic process. Bases 1 to 2514 code for a protein of 837 amino acids. Gene Ontology annotation, molecular function: glycogen phosphorylase activity; pyridoxal phosphate binding. The transcript is spliced from 21 exons.